Messenger RNA from Stegodyphus dumicola, 766 nucleotides. RefSeq lists its product as uncharacterized. The record is from RefSeq and is a predicted model, not a curated record. NCBI's taxonomy places the organism in Eukaryota, Metazoa, Arthropoda, Arachnida, Araneae, Eresidae.
ACAGCUACACCAGUGCGCAGUAUUGAGUUAUUCUGUAUCUAAUUGCAGUCAUUCUAUUUUAAUCCGAAGCUUGUGAGAGAAGUUUUGAAUUCUUACUUUGCAUCUUAAAAUGAAAUUCAAUGCUUUUUUGUCUACUUUGGCUCUUUUUUCGGCUAUUUUACAGAUAAAUAGUGACGAAGGAGUAGAUGAUAUCUAUGGAGAAUGCAUGGAGAAUGAAGUUUGUCACGAACCAUCUGGAAUCCCAAAAGCUUUGCAUUGCUUACAUAUGUUGGCAGAACUGGAUGUGAGCAUGGUGUUGGAAUUCAUGAAAACUUACUUCCCAGUAGAAGCAGAGAACUUCAAAAAACUAGUACCCGCUACAUGUAGUAAUAUCGAACAAGCAAGAGAGGCAGUGCAUGAGUACUAUGAGAAAAGAACUGAAAAUGAAGAUUCGGAUGAAUAUACUCCAGAGCAAAAGCAGAUGCUCGUGAACUGUAGAAAAUGUUUCAUGAACAUGAUCAGCGAAUGCAUAGUGAAGAAAGAAAUGGGUAUGCUUCGCCGAAGAUAAGAAGUCAGCUGGAUGUUGCAACAAUCGCAUACCAGUUAAGUCGCAGGAGUAAUUCUGAUGCACGUUAACUGCUGAGCGCAAUUUGCAUUUAAUAAACAGCUUUCUGAAAUAUAUGAUUGCAAUUUGUGACCUAUUACAUUAAUUUUUAAAUAUUAAUUAAUUGGAAAAGGUAACACUAAUAGUAUCUUUUAAUGCAAUAAAAUAUCAAAAGUAUCGCAA